GGACAGAAACCAAGAGAAAAGACAGACGUAUGCAGUGAGAGGAGGAUUGUUUACAUUGUUAGCAGAUGGUGGGAGGAGAGAAGAAGAAGAAAUCCAAAAAAAAGGAGGAGCAAAGGCAGAGGACGAGUGGGAGAGGAGGACAGGGCAGGAGGAGAGGGUGAAUCUGAGGACAGCUGUGCAGACUACCGCACACUUUUGACUUUUUCUUUGGGCACGAGAGUGUUGCCUAAGAGCCUCGGGCCAUUGACAGACGGGAGUGUGGAGAGCCCGGCCAUGCACCCCCCGCCCACAGUGGGCAGGCCUCCAGGUCAGAGAGGACGAAAGCCAGGCCGCAGGAAAACCAAGGUGACGGCGCUGUGGAACCAGAAGGGCCCGGCCCUGGGGCCGCAGAGCCUCCAGCCUGUCAAAGUCCUGGAGCCCAUCAAGAUCCCCAAGAAGAGAGGGCCCAAGCCUGGCAGUAAGCUGGGCUGGGCGAAGAGAGCAGGCUGGCUGGAAGAUGCCAUGGCCGGCCCAGGAAGGCCAGUGACGGGCCCAGGAAGGCCAGUGACGGGCCCCGGGAGAACCAGGGGCCGUCUGCCUGCUAACUGGGCCCAGAGGAUCGCUCUGCAGACUCAGGCCGAAGAACCCGUCAAAAUCCCAAAGAAAAGAGGGCCCAAGCCUGGCAGCAAGAGGAAACCCCGGGUGGUCCCUAAUCCGGUCCCCACGUCUCCCACCACCAGCACCCCAGAGCCCGACACUAGCACUGUGCCUCUGGACAACGCCACCAUCCCCAACUCUGCACUACAGGCCCCCACAGUUUGUGUGUACUUAACAAGUACGGCAAAGCGGGCCCCCAUCUGGACCCUGCGGCGUAUCCAGCAGCUCCCGGAUCACUUUGGGGGCACCGGGUCUUCUCCUGCCUCAAGUUGGGCACGGGGGGAAGUCAUUUCAGCUUACUUUGAGAAGCAGCAGCACACCCUGACCCUUCCCACGGUCAGCAGCGUUACCUACGUCCUCCGCUUCCUGGAGAAACUCUGUCACAACCUGCACUGCGACGCUCUGUUUGGCAGCCAGCCUGUGGCCCGAGGAGGCCUGCACUACGACACACACACACACACCGCCGAGAGGAGGAGUUUUGGGGACAGCCUAACGACGGGCCCGGGUCGAGGCACUAAGCGCUUCCUCCAGGACUUCAACAGCCCUCUUCCUCAGAAACUGCCCAAAACCCCCCGGCAGUCCACUGAUGGUGAGUCCUUCAUGGAGAACAGCGUUGGAUCAUCAGAGCACUUAAAGAAGAGCCCUCUCUCUCCAAACUCCACGGUACAAACGCCCGGCCUGCGGUCUCCCUCCAAGUUGCUGCUUCACAACAACUCUACAGGCUCAGGCAGUUUUCGGGAGAGCCCCAGGCCGAGCGGUCAGGACCCCAACCUUUGGACCGUGGAGGAAGUGAUGCAGUACAUCAGAGAGAUCGACCCAGUGCUGGCACCACAUGCUGACCUCUUCAGAAAACAUGAGAUUGACGGCAAAGCGCUCCUGUUGCUCCGCAGCGACAUGAUGAUGAAGUACAUGGGCUUAAAGCUCGGCCCCUCUCUAAAACUCCUCUUCCACAUCGACAAACUCAAACGGGGUUGAGGCGGUCAGCUGACCAGCUCCCAAAGGACUGAAUCAUCCUCUUCUAGGAUCAGUAUAUCAUGCACUUCCUAUACUGACAAUUUACAUGUAGCAAGCUCCAUCACACGACCAUAUCUGGUAUUACAAACCCUGUACUGACCUCAUCCAAUGAGGAAUGUUUAUUUUGUGUAGCACAAUCCAGCCCUAAGGCAGCAUGGGAUACGUAGGAUCACACACUUGUCCACCAUCUGUUUCACAUUUCAGUUUAACUUGAAAAGUCCUCUGUGGCCGUGUUAACUGUACAAGUUUUGUGGGCCAUUUUCUAUAGUGUUACAUUUUAUUCUGAACAUUUCAUAUUUUGUACUUCAUGGAUUUAUCAACUUUAAUUGUUGCCUUUUUCAACGGUUUGUGUCAGAAAUGCUAAAAGGAAGACAAGAAAAAACGAUAUUCAUCCCAAUAGUUGGAAAUGCUUAUGGUUAACUCCUCAAUUUGAGGAACAAUUUUGCAACCAAUGCUAUAAAAGUAAAAAAAAAACACUAUUCUGAAAAUAUUGCUAUGAAGAAAUCUGUUUAUUAAUUCUUAUUCUGGAUGUUGUUUACGAUGCCUUGUCUUGUCUUUGUUAUUUGUACUUUUUUAAUUUUUAUACUAUAUUAUUAGAGUUCCUACAUGGAGAGCCCAAGCUUAACAUUGUUCAAUAAAUAUAUAAUAAUUCAAA
Messenger RNA from Notothenia coriiceps (black rockcod), 2305 nucleotides. Its product is annotated as polycomb protein SCMH1-like. NCBI's taxonomy places the organism in Eukaryota, Metazoa, Chordata, Actinopteri, Perciformes, Nototheniidae. The record is from RefSeq and is a predicted model, not a curated record. Gene Ontology annotation, cellular component: nucleus. Gene Ontology annotation, biological process: negative regulation of DNA-templated transcription. Gene Ontology annotation, molecular function: histone binding; chromatin binding. The transcript is spliced from 11 exons. Bases 274 to 1611 code for a protein of 445 amino acids.